This is a messenger RNA of Vittaforma corneae ATCC 50505, 3423 nucleotides long. RefSeq lists its product as uncharacterized. Lineage: Eukaryota; Fungi; Microsporidia; Nosematidae. The transcript has a single exon. The record is from RefSeq and is a predicted model, not a curated record. Gene Ontology annotation, molecular function: tRNA binding. Bases 1 to 3423 code for a protein of 1140 amino acids. Gene Ontology annotation, biological process: tRNA wobble base 5-methoxycarbonylmethyl-2-thiouridinylation. Gene Ontology annotation, cellular component: elongator holoenzyme complex; cytosol.
AUGGAAAAUUUCUUUAUAAAAGGAAAAUCUCAACUGAAUGUGAGCGACAAAUCCAUCUACGACAACUCAGCAUUCAUUGAAAAUAGGUCUUUAAAGACUGAAAAUACACGCAUUGAACUGCCAUUCACACCGAUCUUUAUGAGAAACUUAAGCUUUGACUAUUUUCUAAUUUCAAAAGAUCAGACACUGUACAGAAUUAACAAACACAAGAAGGAAAUUGAAAAUAUCGGGAUGAUAACGGAUAAAAUACUGGCUAUUGAGUGUGCCUAUGACAAAAUUGUGAUUCUAACAGACAAGGAGAUUCUGCUAUUCAAUGCAUACUUCAAUUUGGAGAACAGUGUCGAGUUAGAAUCUGUCAUUGUAAGGAAAUCAGAGAACCAGUCAAAUACCAUUUAUGAUUCUGAUAUUUCUGUGCCUUCCAAUUCUACGUUUAAGAUUAGGUUUGGAGACUGGGUGUUUGCUGUUAUUUUCCCCUCGUUUUCCUUGAUUUUUGAUUUUGAUUUGAAAACCCUUGGUAUAAUUGAUGAAAGUAUUGUUGAUGCUGUUUUCAUAAAAAAAUAUAAUAAGUUUGCAUGCUUGCAUUUUUCUUCAAAGAAAAUUAGGUUUUUUGAGCCUAAUGGACUGGAGCAUGGAGAUUCGUUAGAUGCUUUUGGAGACUCUUUGUGUAUUCUAAAAGUCGGUGGUGGCGUAUUGUUAAUAGCUAAUGAGUCUGGUGUUUCUGGAUAUUACAUGAAGAAUUUUUUCUGGUACAAAAAAUUUACAUUAAAAGGCAAAUUCUAUGGGAUUGAAGACAAUUCAAUCAUAAUGAAGGAGAAUGGAUAUCUGUGCAGGUAUUAUGUCUAUAGGGAACUAUCCGAUGGGCUUGUAAUCAAUGGAAAUGAGCUAUAUUAUUCCAAUUUUCAAAGAGCAAUUAUUCCACCUCCAUUUUAUUACAAGAAAAUUGCUGUUAACGAUCAAAUUCACUGUUUUUCUUUUAAUAAAGGCAGUUUAGUCAUUGUUACAAGUUUGGAAAUCCACUCCUUUUUAAUAGAUAAAAAUGACAAUAUUACAAAGACAGGCAAUCGGUCGUUCGCUGAGCUGAAUAUUGGACAGCCCUUAUACGCUGACGUUGUAGAGAUCGAUGGUUCUCUAAUUAUUAGAACUAACGAAACCGUGGUCUAUUUGAAUAAUAGACUGGAAAACUGUGUCUAUGACUUGCAGAAUAUCAAGGAUAUUUCUCCAAGUCAAAUUCUGAAACUCUGCGAUGUAAAGGGUAGCCUUGCAGUAUUUUGUAUGAGUGGACAGUUUUGCAUGAAUUCAUUUUCUAUCACUUUUGAUUUCAAACUCACGUCAAACUUUGACAUUCAAUUCAACAGUGACUAUACUAGAAUCUACUUUUUAUCUAAUGGUGUCUUACAGUAUAGUGGAAUUGCUAAUAACACCUUUAAUAGGUUGGAACAGAGACUUUCAAAUAUGAGCUUGGAUGAAAAUUUAAGCCCAUUUACUUACAUGACAGAUGUUUCUUCAUUCCUUAUACACAAGCAGUAUGUCUUGUGCAUUAUCAAGGAUGCUCUUAAUAUUGUCAACUUAAUAGAUGGUGCUACAUUUUCUAGCUAUGCAGAGGAUGACUUAGAACUUCUAACUGUAAGGGGGGAAAAUAUAAUACUUUACACUCGCUUUGGUACCUUAGAAACUAUUUCAUGCAAGCUUUUCAGCUUGGACGUUGUUAGAAAACUUAUUUCUGAAAACAAAAUUGAAGAGGCUGCAAGAAAAUGCGACAAAAACCAUAUCAAAUAUUCCGUGUUUUUUGAGAGUGGAGAGUUUCCAUCUGAAAACAUUCGGUUUUUUGAUGACUCCCAAGCUCUAUCAAUGUUUGAAUGUAUGGCAAUCCCUGAAUCGACAUGUUUGCUAAGCUGUGAAUAUUUGGAGAGACUGGAUUUGAACUUUGACUAUGAUUCUAUUCUCAAAAACAUGACUUGCACUGAAUACAACAACUCAUGCAUCGAUGUGGAUAUUAUUUUGCCAUUUUUUGAAGGGUUCAAAAACUUUCCAACCAGAAUCAAUUCAUAUGAAAAUCUGAAAAACUGUGAGUUUUUGUUUGAGCCUUUAAAACAUACACAAGCUAUUACAUUAGAGCCAUCAUUUUCAAAUGUAAAUGCUCUUUUGAGGGGGCUAAAUCCGAGAAAGCAUUUUUCAACAAUUAUUAAUAUUUUCAUCGCUCUUAACAGGAUUGAUCUUUGCUUUUACCUGUCUGAUUUGUCAAAGGCUGUCAAAAUUUUACUUACAAAGCUAUCUCCAGAAACUAUUUGCAAAUCCUCAUUAGCUACCUUUGAUAUUGAAAAAAUAAUUGAUAUUCAUAAAUUGUGCCAGAGGGACUACUCCACUUUUGUGUCCUUCCAUAAUUCAUCAAAAAAUGCUAAAUUCUCUGUGUAUGACUAUUUAGAAAAGUGGAAACUUGCAUUGUUCUAUCUGGUUGAAGAAUCCCUUGAAGCAUGUCCAACCCUCACUGCUGACUCCCCUGAGUUCACUCAAAUUGGUGACUAUGCUGUCAAGCACAACCUAUUUGAUCAAUUACUUAUGUACACAUUCUACAAUGUGUUUAAAUUUAAUUUUUAUGAGUUUGUUGCAAAGCAUAAACAGCCACUUGAUUCAUUUUAUUUAUAUAAACUAUCGGGCAAUGUGUCCACCGCUCUUAGAAUUGCCAAGGAUCAUCUAUUUUGGAAGGAGGCACUCGAAUUAGACCAUACACACGAUGUUUGUUUCUAUUUUGCCAAUCUCCUAGUUCAAAAUAGCCGUUUUUCAGAAGUCGCUGAAAUCGUUGAAAAGUACUUCAAAGAUUACAGCAGUGCAAUAGAAUUAUAUUUAAAGGGCCGAUGUAUCUCAAAAGCUUUGAGUCUUUAUAAACGGGUUGAUUUUGAGUCGGGAAUGACGUAUGACAAUAUCAAAAAGAAAAUGGCGAAGGAGAAGGUUGCUAGUUUGAUCCGAUCUACUUCAAUUUCCUAUUUAAAGAAUGACUUUAUAGUUCUCAACAAUCUUUUGGAGUCUCUGGGCAAAUAUAAAGAUAGAUUAGCUGUUGUAAGAGAGAGAUUAAAUGAAAACAUGGCCGGGACACAGACAACAUUUUCAUAUUCUUCUUUGAAAAGUUCUAAAAAAGCACUUUUGAAGGAUAGGCCCGGCGGUAUAUUUGAAAAUGAGUAUGUCAUGAAUAAAAUCCGAACUAUUGCAUUGGACAUUAACAAAUGGAGAAUUCAAGCUGAAGACCUUUUAGAUGUAUUUAAUGAGUUUGGAGAAUCUUCAGCUUCAGAGUCAUUGCACCGACACUUUGACCCAGUUAAAACUACCUUAAAGAAGGAAAUCAAUACUAUUUGGGAUUAUCGAAGAACAGACAUUGAUUUUGAAUUGCCAAACGUUGCAAAGCCAGAACUUUCUGGUUAUUUCGAUUAA